AUGAUGGGGGGGAUACCCGUACCGUUCAUCCAGUAUUUGAUCUUAACCGUGAUAGUCGCCUAUAUUUUAUGUGUUCAGAACUGCCAAGCUCUAUCCAACGUCAACUCAAGAAGAUUAUGCGACAUAAAUCAUCCGAAUCCAAUUGACGAUAAAGAUUCCAAUCUGAAUUUCCAUGAUCCAAUUGUAUCUAGGGGCUCCUUCUUUGCCAUCACAGCAGCCUCUACGGCAACGGCAGUUGUUAGUACUCCCCUUAUCGCAAAAGCUCUAACAUCAGAAGCGGUCGGUACUGUAUCAGAAUCGACAAUAGGCGACGAAGUAAUCUCCUUCUCGUCGACUGCAACCAAUAUUGCUGCUGCAGCAUCAAAAGGGUUAUCUACCAGACAAAGUAUUGCCGAAUUUGUAGCCGGUGCCGCCUUGGGAGCAGUGAAAACGACUGUCAAAUAUCCUCUAGACUCUGCGACCGUACGGUUACAAAUGCCCAAUUCUGAGUAUUCUGUCAAGGAGCUGGGCAAACUAUUCAGUGGAAGUUAUGAUGGCAUUACGCUUUCGUUACUCAGCAAUAUUCCAGCCGGGGCUAUUUUCUUUGCUGCCAAAGAUGCUGUAAAGACGUCACUGAAAAGUUCCACAUCUUUCGAAUCGUCCCCGAAAUGGGUUACCACCUCAAUAGGCGUCCUGGUGGCACUCUUGCCGUACUGGGUAGUGAGGAAUCCUAGUGAAGUUAUCAAGGUUCGACAGCAGGCAGGAAUCGAAGGAUAUGGCGGGGAAGUGAAUGCUUUGGAGGCGAUUCAACGAACUCUGCAAAACAGCACAUCCCCUGACGGGAACGGGAUAUCAGAAUUGUACACUGGGUACUUUGAAAACUAUGCGUAUUCCUGCCCUGCCGAUAUCAUCAAAUUUGUAGGCUAUGAGGCAAUAACACAAGGGAGAAAGAAUCUCUCACCGAUAGAAGGCGCAGGGGCGGGUGCCUUGGCCACUGCAUGUGCUCAACUGGUGACGACACCAUUAGAUGUAGUACGAAACAGAUUGAUGGCCGGAAAGAAUAAAACAAACAAAACAUCAUCGUCCGAUAUAGACCAGGAUACGGGGAACUACUUGGACGCACUGACGACACUUGCUAGGGAAGAGGGCAUCAGCGGUUUGUUUGCUGGAGCAGCCCCAAGGGUUGGGAAGGCUAUUUUGAGUGGUGCGAUACAGUUCGCAACGUAUGAAGAAACAAAGCAGACCAUCUCGAAGAUGCUUCAAAGAUAA
Cylindrotheca closterium is the source of this 1248-nucleotide messenger RNA. NCBI's taxonomy places the organism in Eukaryota, Bacillariophyta, Bacillariophyceae, Bacillariales, Bacillariaceae. The record is from the annotation of a GenBank genome assembly.